AACGUGCGGAUCCUCAAUCCGUACACAGACAUCGGGAGAUGGAUCACGGUAACGAGUUCAAAAACUCAACCAUGGUUAAACACAUAUAGCAACUCAGUCCCCCUUUUCCUCCGGUUGCCGGAGCUCCUCCCUCUCCUCCGUCCUGAUCUUCCGAUCACCACCGUCUUCCUACCGUUUUCCGGUAAGCAAUCGCACAACUAGCAUUGCAGGUUUAUAUAUGAUUGAUCUCUGGUUCACUUUCAAAAUUCCGAAUUCGAAUUCGAUUUCUGCUUACUUCCGUUGAGCUAUGGGACUCUUCGAUGGAUUACCUGUUCCUAAAGAUAAAGAGUAUUUGAGAGAUGAUUUAGAGAAUGUAGAUGAGAGCUGGACUGUGGCGCGGUUUGAUUCGUUGCCUCAUGUUGUCCAUAUCUUGACUUCAAAAGAUCGGGAUGGUGAAAUUCAAGCGUUGAAAGACCAAAGCGAUAUUGUUGAGGAAGUUGUGGAUGAGGUUGUUCAAACUUAUCAUGGUGGAUUCAACAGAGCGAUUCAAAAUUAUUCGCAGAUAUUGCGGUUGUUUAGUGAGUCCACUCAAAGCGUAGGGAAACUUAAAGUUGAUUUAGGUAACGCGAAGAAAGUGAUUAGUGCGCGUAACAAACAGUUGCAUCAGCUUUGGUAUCGGUCCAUGACACUGAGGCAUGUAAUUUCAUUGUUGGACCAAAUUGAGAACAUAGCUCAGGUUCCGGCCCGUAUUAACAAGCUUAUCGAUGAAAAUCAGUUGUACGCAGCAGUUCAAGUACAUGUUCAAUCAGCUAGAAUGCUUGAAAGAGAGGGACUUCAGUCGGUUGGUGCUCUUCAAGAUGUCCGAUCUGAGCUGGCAAAAUUGCGAGGAGUUCUCUUUCACAAAGUAUUGGAAGCUUUACAUGCACAUCUUUAUAAUACUGGUGAAUAUAGCUCAGCUACUCCUAGUAUGAAUGAGAAGGAUGAUGCCAUUCCAACCACAACGAUUGCUGCAUUUUCGAUGAAUAAUUCCCAGUCUCUCUCCCGGAGAACCAGAUUGCAGAAAGGUGAUAGUCAUGUUGGCGCAUCUGGAUUUGCUAGUUCUGUUGAUGGAGGUUCAUCAUAUGAUGGCCAUGAUGAUGACGACAUUCAUGAUGCUGCUGACAAUACUGGAAAAGAUGGAAAGAAUAUUCCUCGUCUUCCAACAUGGCUAUCUGAAUCUACUCCUGAUGAAUUUGUCGAAACAAUGAGAAAAAGUGAAUCUCCACUUCAUGUUAAGUAUUUACAAACUAUGGUUGAGUGCCUUUGCAUGCUUGACAAAGUUGCAGCUGCCGGUGCUAUAAUCUGCCAAAGAUUGAGACCAACAGUUCAUGAAAUCAUCACAUCAAAGAUAAAAUCUCAGGCAGAAUAUGUAAAUUCUUCUAGGCCCGGUUUGGGCCAUUCUGCUCGAACUUCUACAACCGAUCUUCAAUACGUAAAAGGACAGUUACAAAAAGAAAAACAUAAAAAUGGGACAUCAUUAGCUGGAUCACUAAUGACAGUCAGCCCCGUGACACCUGUCAUGGCCCCCAUGGGUGCAGCACAGACAGCAGCAAAGGAACUUAUUGAUUCUGUUCUAGAUACUAUUGCUCGAAUAUUUGAUAACCAUGUCGUUGUCGGGGAGCUUAUCGAGUCAAAAUCUUAUCAACAAUCACACAUGAACGCAACAAAGUCGUUGCGCGAGAUAUCUGUGAGCCCUGAUUCCGAAGCAUCUCAGGCCACAGGAGGCUACACUAUCGGAUUUUCCAUGACGGUUUUGCAGAGUGAAUGCCAACAACUAAUAUGUGAGAUUCUAAGAGCAACUCCUGAAGCUGCAUCUGCGGAUGCUGCUGUUCAAACUGCUAGACUUGCAAGCAAGACUCCUUCAAAAGAAAAGUCAGAAGAUGGCCUUACAUUUGCCUUUCGUUUCACUGAUGCUACAGUGUCCAGCCAGGGUGCUGAUUUGAUUCGUCAAGGACGGAAUAGAAAAGGUCAAAAUGUUCAAGAAGGUUACGGUUCAGCUUCCGUCCUACCAGAGCAGGGCAUAUAUCUAGCAGCAUCUGUAUACCGACCCGUUGUACAGUUUACAGAUAAACUCGCAUUAAUGCUGCCUCAAAAGUAUUCUCAACUAGGGAACGAUGGAUUGCUGGCCUUUCUUGAAAACUUUGUAAAAGAUCACUUCUUGCCAACUAUGUUUGUGGAUUACAGGAAAGGCGUGCAGCAAGCAAUAUCAAGUCCAGCUGCAUUUCGACCACGAGCAAAUCCUGUUACUGCUUACACGCCAUCUGUUUCUAAGGGACGGCCUGUCUUACAAGGGCUUCUGACCAUAGAUUUUCUGGCUAAAGAGGUUCUUGGGUGGGCCCAAGCAAUGCCUAAAUUUGCUGGUGACCUUGUGAUGCAUGUGCAAACUUUCCUCGAACGAACAUAUGAAAGAUGCCGAGCAUCAUACACCGAGGCAGUUCUUGAGAAGCAAAGUUAUAUGUUAAUCGGAAGACAUGAUGUUGAUAAUCUGAUGAGACGUGAUCCAGCAAGUGCUUUUUUGCCAACUUCACUUGCUCAUGCAAACGCAGAUAGCAAUACUGCGGAUGCUGAAAAUGAUGGUGUCGAGCUGGAAAUUAGUGGAUUAUUGAUGAAACUAAGACCAAUCAAACAGGAGUCGUUGAUUCGUGAUAACAGCAAACUUAUAUUGUUGGCAUCCCUUAGUGAUUCACUGGAGUACAUUGCUGACUCUAUAGAAAGGUUUGGGAAUACAUCAGCAAAGGCAUCUGAUCAACCAGAAUACGAUGUUAAGCCGACACCUGUCCGUCACAAACGAAGUGGUAGUGUAGCUCCUAAGGAUCUAAAAUCAUUUGCUGAGGAGUACAGAAAGCUGGCUAUUGAUUGCCUAAAAGUUUUACGUGUAGAAAUGCAAUUAGAAACCGUUUUCAAUAUGCAGGUAAUGGCUACACGAGAAUACUUGGAAGACCAAGAUGCUGAGGAACCCGAUGAUUAUAUUGUAUCUUUAAUCACACAGAUAACUCGUAGAGACGAAAUAAUCGCUCCUUUCAUUGCUCCAGCCAAAAGGAACUAUGUAUUCGGCGGUAUCAGUGCUGUUGCAUCACAUGCAUCCAUCAAGGCUUUAGCAGAGAUGAAACACAUCAACCUCUUUGGAGUUCAGCAGAUAUGUAGGAAUACAAUUGCAUUAGAACAGGCACUGUCUGCCAUACCCUCGAUUGAUAGUGACAUUGUUCGAACGAGGUUAGAUCACGUCCGAACUUAUUAUGAGCUGCUAAACAUGCCAGUUGAGGCCUUACUUGCCUUCAUUGCCGAGCACGACAGUUUAUUCACUGCCAUUCAGUACUACAAUCUUCUUAAGGUUCAAGUCCCUGGAAGGGAAGUUCCAGAAGAUGCCAAAGCUAGAAUGGCUGAUAUACUACCUAUAUAAGCAUUUUGGAAUAAAAACGGUCGGCAUUUUUAUUUGUUUAGAUGUUAUAUAGUAUUGUCAUUUGUAAUCAUUUUAGUUUUCCAGUGGUUUUAGUUUUGAACAGU
This is a messenger RNA of Helianthus annuus (common sunflower), 3522 nucleotides long. Its product is annotated as exocyst complex component SEC8. The record is from RefSeq and is a predicted model, not a curated record. Lineage: Eukaryota; Viridiplantae; Streptophyta; Magnoliopsida; Asterales; Asteraceae. Gene Ontology annotation, cellular component: exocyst. The transcript is spliced from 24 exons. Gene Ontology annotation, biological process: Golgi to plasma membrane transport; exocytosis. Bases 287 to 3418 code for a protein of 1043 amino acids.